This is a messenger RNA of Naegleria gruberi, 1476 nucleotides long. RefSeq lists its product as uncharacterized. Bases 1 to 1476 code for a protein of 491 amino acids. The record is from RefSeq and is a predicted model, not a curated record. Lineage: Eukaryota; Heterolobosea; Eutetramitea; Acrasida; Naegleriidae. The transcript has 2 exons.
AUGGGAGUUGAUGGCAGUAAUAGUGGAAACUUUACUGAAGUUUCGAAUAUGAUUGCAAACAUGGAACAAAAUAAGCAACUAUUCGAAACAAUUACAUCAAGAGCUACAUUUGCUAGACAUCAUCGAAAACCACAAACUAGCAACAGCACGGAAAAUUUAGAAACAAGAACAACAUCAAAUAAUUUAUACGAAAAUUUAUUGGAAACUAAAGGUGAAAAUAUUAUUGGUCGUAAAUCAAGUAAUAGUUCGUGGACAGUAGAGGAAAUUCCACUCUCUUCAAGACAAUCUAAAAAUUUAAUGGAAACUUUAAACGAAACUCAACUAAACCUUACUGUUAUUGUUCAAGACGAAAGUGAUGAUGCAAUUAUUAGAAGUGAAAGUGUAAAGAGUGAUGAAUCAAUAACUAUUCUAAAUGAACUCUAUGAUGAGAAUUCAAUAUCCGAAACUGAAAACUAUUCGAAUAGAAUGAAUGAAAAUAAGAGAACUCCAAUUCAGUCCUCAACUUCAAAGAAAUUAAAAUUUGAUGCACUGAUUCCAAACUCUAUCAAGAAUAUGUUUCUUAGUACGAAACGUUCUCAACCUUCGAAUAGUUUAUACGAAGAAGAAAAACCCAAAAAAAAUACCAAAAAUAGAAAAUCACCAUCCCUUAGAAAUGAAGGUGAUUCAAAUUCAUCCACUUCUUCACCAAUUGCUACUCCAAAUGUAUUAGAUUCCAUUGAUAAUAAUGAAAACAUAAUUUCCAAUUGGAUUUCAAUAUUUGAAAAUUUACAAAAAUCUCAAAAAGAAGGAAAUGAUUCAACUUCGACCAGUAAGAAUGGAAGUAUUAUUACAGUAUCAUCACCACCUAAUACUACUACUAUUGAUAAUAGCAACAAUACUCAAUUUUGUAUGAAUGGAAAAGAGUUUAUUGAUCUUAUUCGAAUGUCCUAUCAGAAUCUCUGUAAAUCCAAUUUAGUCACUUUGGAUGGCAAAGUGUUAUAUGCUUUUGUUUCUACAUUGAUUACAAUGAAUUUGAUGGUAGAAUCUUCAACAACAAUAGUUUCUAAUGAUGAAAAUUCUAUUCGAUUAUCACUUGCUUCAAAUCUUUGCAGAAACGAAACUUUAUUCGAAACUUUAAACCUCACCUUGUAUCCAGAAAGAAUCAAACAAGAAAAAGAAAAGGUCUUUGAUGCAUCAUUACAAUUUCUAAAGCAUCAAGUCACUUGUCAACCGCCUUGCGCGCAAAUUUUCAACUCACAAACUAAUAACUCGACAGCUAGCAGCAAUUUUAAUGAUCGUAACGAACAAGAAUUGAACAUAGAUAAGAAUAUGCUACUACAACGAAGAGAAUCAAAAUUAUUGCUGUCAUUCGAAGAAUUUUUAACUGUCAAUAAUCAAUGCAAGAUGGGAUCAUCAUUAUCUCAUGAAGAUUUGAAGAAAAUGCAUCACAAACAACAACAACAGACUUGGCAAUCUCCAAUUCAGCAGCAAACUUAA